Molecule: messenger RNA, 4176 nt
Organism: Acromyrmex echinatior (Panamanian leafcutter ant)
Lineage: Eukaryota; Metazoa; Arthropoda; Insecta; Hymenoptera; Formicidae
Source: RefSeq, a predicted model, not a curated record
AUAUAUGAAAGUAUAAUCCCAUUAGUUGGAAUGGAAAAUUCAAAGCAUUUACAAAAUUACAACUGAUUCUUUGAAGCGCUCACGAUCGGCGCAUUUUUCAUCAGAUAUGAAAAGAUACAAUAGCAAUAGGUUUCCAUAAGUAACUAUAGAUAUCAAUAAAAAUUUUGAUGUUAUAUAGCUCGAGCAGCGUUAGAACACAGCUAUUUUUCAGUGUAAAUAGAUAGUACAGUAAGUCAAGUAAGAGCGUGGUCGACCAGCGUGGUACCAUUAUACCAUUUCAUGUUAUUAGCCUUGAGAUAGGUUCGAAUAGUUUCAUACGAUAUCUAAACCUUUCUGCUUCAAUUUUGCUUGUCCUUGACGCAGUGUUAAGCCAGGAUUCCGCGAAAACAGAUUCACUACAAUAUUUUUUUAUCGUCUUUUUUGUUCACUUUGCAUAUCGAGCCAUGUUCCGGUAAAUCAUCGACAUUUUUUUGCCACAUUAUAUCGCUGCACCCACUUCUGUACGAAUGAUUUCGACUUUUUCAUAUAUUUAGCAGCCGCUAAUUGUGACAUUUUUGGGUGAAUGCAAAGGAACACAGCUUCAUAGCGUGAUGCGUAUUUGGUACUCAUGGCGCUUAAUGAUUCUCUUAAGAAAGUUCAAUGAUAAUGAAUCUUUCUUGAUAGUACAUCAAGAAUAAAGGUGCCCUCUAUGGAUUCAUGAUAGAUUUAGGGCGAUAUUUUAUUAGCUUUGAGUAAGGCCGACCACGAUCUUACUUGACUUAUUGUAUAUCAAAUGGCGCGCUUAACGAUUCGUGUUGGAAAAUCCGUUACAUUGAAAAUAUAUUUAUUAUAAUGAAAGGCAAUAAAAGAAUAGUGUAUACUACAAAGAAAAAUUAUAAAACUAAUAUUACACGUGCUAGCGGAUGCCUAUAGGCUGUAAUUGUUCUGCAUGAUACAGACGCUUAACGCAUCAAAGUAGCGGUGCACUUCUUGACCGAAGCGGCAAAAAAGACUCGCAGAGCCUUAAAAUUAGACCGGAAAGAGGUUGAAGAGGGUUUAUAUCAAUAUUGAAGGACAGUUGUGGUGCAGGCAUUGCAGACUAAAGACAGUCGUGUCACUGCGCUCGGCUCUGGACUCAUCGCGCGAGGAACUCCGACGACUGCAAGAGAGUAUCGGGAAUUUUUGCGACGAGAGCUACGUUGAUGUGGUGAGUCGUUUAGCCCUCGAAAAUCAUGUGCUCAGACGAAAGAUCCUUAGCAGCUGUGAAUUCUCGUGUGAUGCAGCGACUAGCCCUCCACUUCAAUCGAGACACGUUCAACUUGUAGAAGAAGUCCAUAUGAACGAAUUGACAAAUCCUGAGAAAACUAUUAUGGAUGUGUCCAAGAAGAUUGCUACUGAUGCUCAGAACUUGUUUAAUGAACCAGUAUCCCAACACAGCAACGUUAAUAGCAGCAACAACAAUAGUCCUGAUCCAUCUUCUCGUGCUGGCCAAUCCGACAAGUUCCAAGAUUCAUCGAAAUGUUCGAAAAUCACAGUUACCAAAGAUAUAAUCAAUACCAAAAUUACCGAGACGGCGUCCGCGAUGUUGAAUGUUUCUCAUAAUGAGAAUCACAAAUCUCCUUCAACUUCGACAACGAAUGUGACUAACAACGAGGAAGAGUCCCGAGUGGAAUUCUCAGGUGAUGCCACUAAUAUGGGUCAUUUAGAUAUUCCUGGGAAGGAUCCUGAAGACUUGAGUUUGAAAUCUAUCUCUGACGGUGAUAAUUCUGUAUUCAGUGAUCACGUAGAUCAACCUCAGAUAACUCGACAAGAUCAUCCAGGUGAUUCGCCGAGACCGAACGAACAUUCAGAGAACGAAUCUGAAGAAUUGGAUGACAUCGAGCUAAUAUUCACGACAGAUGAGAUAUGUCGCGAUCUCGGUCUGCAGGAGGAUCUGGUUUCUAUCACCGAGACGGAAACAUGGCAACAUGGCGGUGGCGGCCAGCCUAUUUUACUUAAAUAUGUAAAACCGACAGAGGAUGAGUCAUUAGUUUGUAAUGGUGAGAAAACCAGUUCUGUCGAGGAAGCCAUCUCGUCGCAGAGUUCUAGCAUCGACCGCGAGGAGAGUGUCGACAGGUUUGAUGAGAGCUCCAGUACCAGACUCAACAAGAUGUGGUCGCAAUGCUCCGUUUUAGUGGAGACUGACAUCAGCAAGUGUGGUAUAUUAGAAGAUGCUGAAAGCACAGCAGGAUCAUCCUUGCGACAUGUCACGAGAAGAAAUACUCUGGCUGCACCAUCGACGGCUUACAGACCCAUCAUUCAUCGGGAAGCUCUGGCUAAUAGUCGGAGAAAGAAUUCUGUCCCAUUGCGGCCGGUGAUGGAUCGUAGUAGUGGUGCCCGAAGAGAAUCUGGUGCCCAAACGGACAUCUCUGCGCUUCCGGCACAAUGGCGAUCCGAAAGCUAUCUCGCGCACAAAGUCGCACAUACUUUUACAACAUUACCGAGCAAGUUUGCGCUACCAACGGGAGUGCCUAGCCGGCUGAGAUUGUCGGACAAAACCCGAGAAGCUAGAAGAGUAAUGUUGUCGGAUAUUAGCUUCACUAGCAUGGUACCAGAAUUAUCAAGAAGUGCAGAUCAUUUGUGCCAUGAGCCACAUGCACAGACAUGUUUUAGUUCACGCGGUUGUAGUCUUCGUACAUCGGAAAUCCAUAGACGCGAGUCCUUAGGCUCUCCUGCUGGAUAUUGGCUUCGUUGCAAUCCUACAACAGGUCUGCCAAGUCCCUGUGAUUGUCGAUUAUCAACUGAUCUAUAUUCUUCGCGAUAUCGCGGCUCUCUAACAUCAAUACCGUCACCCGGUCUUGAAGUUGUCGGGGGUCCUCCGCGAAGACAUUCUUGGAGAGCGACAGCGGCAUCCCUCGACACGUGGAGAAUUCCGGUUGCGACUUCCACACCACGUCCGACAUGGUCCUCGAUGCCAUCUUCUCCAACACACGUACAUCCUCCAUCGACUUUCUCCAAAAUUUCAAAAAACACAUCAAAGAGAACGCGAUCCAAAGUGACUUUUCAAGGUACGGUAUAUACAAAGUGUCCCAUAAUUUUUUACAAAAUAUUCAUGCACAUAGAGCAGAAUAAACUGAGAAAGAUUCUGUACCAUUUCACAAUUUUUGCAAUAGUUAACUAGAGAAAUUAAUUAUUAAAGAUCAUAGAAUGAAUGCGUAUUCUUUCAAUCUAUUGCUAAAUUCAAAUGAUAGCGCAGCGAGAUAGGACUCAUACUCUGUAACUGUUCAGCAUCAUAAGUUGGAGAGUUGUUUUUUACUUUAUGCGACAAUAGCAUACAAGUGGCGAAAGAAAACAUGUAGAACGAUCGUAUCUUCGUGAAUUUAGUAGGUCGAACGACUACGCGCCAGUGAUUUUCGUAACAAAUUUCUUGUUAAUUAUUGCAAAAAUUGCAAACUUGUAUAAGAUUUUUCGACUCGGUUUAAUUCCGCUCUAUUUACAUAAGCAUUUUGUAAAAAAUCAUGUGCGUGCGUGUUGGGGGAAGCUCUUAGUUAUGUUUUAAAAUCUUGUAUUCCCGCCUCGUCUUCGUAUAAUUUCUUGUUAUUAAUGUAAGUUCUAAUUGUAGCCUGAGGAAUUUCUCACCAUAUUUGAUGUAGUACUAUUUCUCUUAACAAUUCCUCCAAAGUUUUUUUCAUCACAUUCCACAUAUGUUCGACGGGAUUUAAACUCCAAUAAAAAUAAUACUGUAGAUAUAAAUCGUAAUUAAAAGUACAAUACUAACACACUAGCGGUACAGUGCUUACGUCAGUUUAAAUUUAUUUGAGUUAUUGUUCAUGUGUGAGAUGAUCGGAAAGAGACUAUGAAGUUUUGAAAGACUGCCAACAAAUCUUUAGGAACUAGAAGCAGUGUUGUAUAUGAUAAAAAGUUCAUCAGGUCACACUUAGAACUUAUAUCAAUAUACAUAGAUUUGUAAGAAAUCAUUUGAAGAUGAGACGGGAGUACGAGAUUUUAAAGUGUAAGUAUACUCACGCGUCACUCAACACAUAUGCACACACAUCUAUAUGUACACACCAUAUGCACAUACGUACAUGAUAUGUAAAAUUCGAGUAACUUUUUCUUGGUGCGCAUCGAUUAAUCCUAAUGCUGGAGGUAAUUGAAAAAAAAAAUAUAUAUAGGUAAUUUUGAUACGCUGCAUCUCCCCAAUAAAAAAUCGUAAAAAGC